AGCCUGCAAGCAGCAUUGCCUUCCGUAGCCUGCAGCAGGCGUGCUCGCCGUUUGCAGCAGUGCCCAGCCUCUCUCUGCGAAAUAAUGCUUUUUGUAUUCCCGCAUGCCGUUUGUUUUCUUUUAUAAAAUGUCAAGUGCAGGCAAGUCAUAGUCUUAACCGUCAUGGUCUAUCGUCGAUACAGUAGGUUGACCUAGCUCAUACGAUCCUCAUCAUCAAACGGUGGGUACUCCGCUCUGGCGUCAUGCAUGCACUGCCACAGCCGGGGAACCAACGCUAUAUCAAGGUAUAAACAGGAUGAGGCCUAUUUGUUAGACCCCGACCAACCCAUCUCCGCUCGACGAGAAUAUCAUCGUGAUGGCCGAUGAUGAUGAACAACAACAACCUGGUCAGCUGAAGCCCAACUCGGGAUUGGGCUCUCUUCCAACGUUAGUACCAGGACUACAGGGCCCCGAGGCCAAUGCGUUGCAGUACAAAAUAAAGAAUUCAAUUUGCAAAUCUGUACAAUCAAAAGUGGACAACAUAUUGCAAGAUGUUGAGAAGUUUACAGACAUCGAGAAACUCUACCUCUACCUUAAGUUGCCUUCUGGUCCCAACAAUGGCAUUGAUAAAAGGACUGAGAAUCAGAGAGCCUCCACUCCUGGACUAUGUGACCAGAGUGGCAUGUCGUCCAGCCGAACACAGCAGAUGUACGCUUUCAACUGGAUCCGGAAUCACCUAGAGGAGCACCCUGAGACAUCACUGCCAAAGCAAGAGGUGUACGACGAAUACAAGAGCUACUGUGACAGUCUUGCCUACCACCCACUGAGUGCUGCAGACUUUGGAAAGAUCAUGAAGAAUGUCUUUCCCAACAUGAAGGCUCGCCGCCUGGGCAUGAGAGGCAAAUCUAAAUACUGUUAUAGUGGACUGAGGAAGAAAGCUUUUGUUCACAUGCCUUCUCUGCCCAACUUGGACUUACAAAAAUCAGACGACGGGUGUGAGUUAAUGGAGCCGUCGUCUGGCCAGUCUCCCAGUGCAGAGGAUGAGAUGCGCUCAGCGGCCUGUGGCCUGGUGUGUGAGUGGGCUCAGAAGGUCCUCAGCAGACAGUUUGAUGCCGUGGAGGACCUGGCCCGCUUCCUGCUCAACAGUCACUACAUAGGAACCAAGUCCAUGGCUGCCCUCACCGUCAUGACUGGGACUCCCACAGGUCUGAAGACGCCCACGCCAACCUCUGCGUUCGUGCCCACGUCCGAAGCCUCGUCCUUCCAGCCGGUGAAGACGCUGGCCUCUCCCUCGGUGGACGCCAAGCAACAGCUCCAGAGGAAGAUCCAGAAGAAACAGCAGGAGCAGAAGCUCCAGUCCCCCCUGCCUGGAGAGGCCCAGGGACAGAACCAGGCCAGGAGGGCCGAGGCCAGCACCCCAGGGCCAGCUAUCCCCUGUGGAAGUCCUGCUCUCCUCUCACCACAACCUACCAUUGGCAUAGUGGUGGCAGCUGUCUCCAGUCCCAUCACGGUCCAGAGGAGCAGGCAGCUGAUGACUUCCCCUAGCCCAGUGGGAUCCGCCGAGGGGAAGGUACUGCCAACGGUCAACUUCCAGGUGGUCACCCACACCCAGUCUCUGACCCACAGGCAGUCCCCGAAGACGCCCCAAAACAUCUCAGCCAGUCCCGUGGGCGACCGCCUGGCCAGGCACAGGUACCCCCAGAUCCUCCCCAAGCCCUCAGCCACAGGGGCCAUCACCCUGCGUUCGCCUCCCACUCUGCUCAUCACCAACAGCCCCAUCAAGACCCACCACGUUGUCAAGAUGACCGCCAUCUCUCUGGCCCCUAGCAACACUCUCAGUACCAGCAGUAACAGUAUGGUCCUCAGGCCAGCUUCGGCCGGGGUGGGAACCACCACCACCACCACCACCACCUUUACCACCAUUGCCGCCCUAGAGGAGGUCCAGCAACAUGGACAGAGCCAGGGAGGCCCCCCAGCCCCAGCCACCCCCCAGUCCCCUGCAGCAUGGCCUGGCGCCCCACCCUCCACCCCUAUUCCCACAGUGGCCCCUGAGGCCAUCAUCACUGAUAAUAACCCGGGCUGUAACUCUGAUAAACGGAGCACCAUAAAGCAGUCCCCCUGUGGGGCCAAGGGUCCAGAGAGAGCCACCAAGUACCGGGCGGCCAGCGAACCCUCGCUUAUGGUCAAAUGCUCACCAGGACCUGACAGAGUGACCGACAGGACCAAAAGCGUCUCAUUCUCCUCCACCUCUCCUCCAGCUGCUGCCACCAAUGCAGCGAUCAAGUGGGCGGGGCCUCAGCAGGACAGCAAUAAGAGCAUCAUCGCCACCACCUGUCACCAAGAAAGUCCGUUGUAUCUGACCGUUGCUCCCUCGGCCAAUCAAAAUGCUCCUAGCGUCAGCGGAAUAUCCUCCUCGUCCAAUGGCUCGUCGGCUGUUACCUUAUUGUCCCCUAAAGACUCCUCGUACGGGGCCAAGAACCCCAGGAAGCGGGCCGGCCCCGGGCUGGAUUCCUCCCACGUCAUCCCUGUGAAGCGCGUCUUCAUCUCCCAGCAGCCUUUGAGUGUGACCUUUGACCCCAAACCAUGGGUCCCAGCUAGACCUGGCACUCCUGCCAGACCUGAGAGCGCCCCCUGUCGAGUGACGGUGAAACAACACCUAGUGCCCACGAAGAUCCUGGCGCUGUCCGACUCGCCUGUCACGAACGCAGAGAUCUCCUCCCUCUCCCUCUCUUCCUCUCAGGCUGUUGUCAGUGUGAAGCCCCAGGUCUCCUCGUUGCUGGUAGUGAAACGCGAAGACCCGUCCUCUCGAGGACUAACACUAAGCACUGUCAGCAGUCACACCAGCAGCACUGCAGCCCCUGAUAGCACCACCACCACAGUGUCUGAGCAGCAGCAACACUCUGAGGCCUCUGUCUCUGCGAUGGCGGUAGGAGCACAGCAACACUCUGAGGCCUCUGUCUCUGCGAUGGCGGUAGGAGCACAGCAUCAAUCUGAGGCCUCUGUCUCUGCGAUGGCAGUAGGAGCACAGCAACACUCUGAGGCCUCUGUCUCUGCGAUGGCGGUAGGAGCACAGCAACACUCUGAGGCCUCUGUCUCUGCGAUGGCGGUAGGAGCACAGCAACACUCUGAGGCCUCUGUCUCUGCGAUGGCGGUAGGAGCACAGCGUCAAUCUGAGGCCUCUGUCUCUGCGAUGGGGGACAUAAAGAGCACAAUGUGGGAGGAGUCAGCUGUGGGGCAUGCGGAAGAGCUGCAGAAACAGACCUUCAGUCAGAAUAUACCAGCAGACCAUACCAAGCAGCAGGCCCUGGGCUCCACCAUGAACCAACACCAACUCCCAAACAUCAUGUCCCAGACCUCAGACUCCUCUGAUCAGUUAUCUGGCCUUCACCAGGAGAUGGUGGACUUUGCCUCCUCAGCCUCCCAGCACGGCUCCACCAUGGACUACUUCUCAUUUAACGAUGAUGAUAUGACCCAGGACAGCAUAGUAGAGGAAUUGGUUCAGAUGGAAGAACAGAUGAAGCUGAAGGGCCUGCAGCCGCUGUUCAGUAGCUGUGUGGAUAAUAUCUCUCUCCAGGGCCAGCCUGGGGGCCCCCAGGGGUCCAUCCUCAACACCCACCACCAGGGGGGUAGCUCCUCUUUCUACCAGUCUGCCCAUAGCAGCACAACCCCCAUCCAGACUCCCACCCCGACUCCCACACCGACUCCAACCCCGACCCCCACCGAGAUGACUCUCGGUGGGCACGGGCUGACCAGAGAGAGCCCCUGUUGCCAUCACAGCAUGGCCCCUAUCACGCCCGUGGAGGUCCCUCUAGGAGGCCGACACACCCCUAUAAGCGCUCUGUCUAACUGUUCUAGCGGCAUCCCGCCCAGCCCGGUGGAGUGCAGGAACCCAUUUGCCUUCACCCCUAUCAACUCCAGCAUGGCAGGGGGUUACCACGAUGCCUCCGUGGUGUCUGUCUCCUCCAGUCCCAUCAAGCCCAUGCAGAGACCUAUGGCCACGCACCCAGAUAAGGCUAAACUGGAGUGGAUCAACAACCGCUACAAUAGUAGUGGUACUGAAGCUACUGGAGGAGUCGGAGCAGGGCCAGGGUCUGGGUUAUCCAUCUCUAACCACAGCCUUGGUGGACUCCUGCCUAGUUACCAGGAUCUAGUGGAUGACCAUUUCCGUAAGCCCCACGCCUUCGCUGUUCCGGGCCACAGUGGCCAGUCUUUCCAGUCUCAAUCCAGACUGCAGGAUGGCGAACACUUCUCUCCCAUCUCCCCGGUGCAACAGCAGAUGACCAGCGUAUCGACCACGCCCACCAACACUCCAACCAAACAGGAUGAGAGCUUUGCUGUGCCCGCCCCUUUAGACAACAAGGGCGGAGCCUCGUCGUCAGGCGGCGGAACGUUCCGUUGUCGUAGCGUCAGCCCCGCCGUGCGCCAGAGGACCUUCAGCGGUACCGGCACAACCCCCGGCACUGGCACAACCACUCAAUUGGUAGUCUCCCCUUUCAGCUCCCCCAUGACCUCCUCCGAGAUACUCAGCUUCCUGUCCAACAGCCAAUCGGUGGGCAGUAACCUCCACAGCAUGGCCCAGCGCAGCCAGUCGGUGCCCUUAAACAUCAUGAUGCAGAGCGUUGUGGAGAUGGAGCUACUUCCUGUAGAGAUGCAGGCCAUCCAGAGUAAUGCCACUAAGAUCACCAACGUCCUCCUGAGUAAGAUGGACUCUGACGUGGACGACACAGUCAGGGGCCUGGGCAUCAACAACUUCCCCUCCAACUACACUGCCCGCAUGAACCUCACCCAGAUGCUGGAGACCCAGUCUCAGAGCCAGGCCACCAAUGGGAGCUUCACAACCGGAAGGGGAGGAGGUAACACCCACCAAUCCCACCUUCAGCUGCAGACCGUCAGCUCCAGCCCUGCCUCCUUCGACCUCCAGCAGCAUGGGGGCUACCUCACCAGCGCUGGAGGAGGCGGGGAGGGGAUGAACUUCUCCUCUGGAGACAACCAAGCACAAUCAGGUCCUGGUGAGAACGUGGACCUGGAGCUCCAGCAGAUCCAGGGCCUCCAAGAGCUUCAGGGAGACUCUGGACAACUCCAGACCCAGCUCCAAUCCCAGGCUAGACUGCUCCAGAGUCCCCAUCCCCAGCUCCAGGGCGGGCUCCAGCUUCUCCAGCCCCAGUCCCAGGUACUCCUCCAGCCCACCCCCACCCAGCAGCAGCAGGAGGACGACGCCCAGCAACAGCUAGACUUCAACAACACUGUUAAAGACCUGUUAGGUGAUGACGGCCUCAACGUUGACGCUGAAGGCCUCAACCCCAGCUCUCAACUGGUCGGUCAGGUGGCGUCAGAGCUUAACGCCGCCGUGGUGUCCGACUUCACCAAUGACAUCAGGUUGACCUCCGACCUCUCCAACAGCAUCACUGACCUGAACACACUGGACGCCAACCUCCUGUUCAAUCCGUCCAAUCAGCAGCAAGAACAGUACGAAGACGCCACACUGGAAGAGCUGAAGAACGAUCCUCUGUUUCAGCAGAUAUGUAGUGAUACUGUGAACUCCUCGUUCGACUGGCUAGAGAGCAAAGACCAGCCUACUACCGUAGAGAUGUUGGGCUAAUGUUGUUAUUGACUGCAUCCCAAAUGGAUGCUUAUUCCCUACAUAGUGCACUACUUUUCAUCAGGGUCCAUAGGGUCAACCCAUAGGGCCUGGUCAAACGAAGUGCACUAUAUAGGGAAUAGGAUGCCAAGUCAAAUGCGAACCGGUAUUUUUAAAUAAGUAUUUAUGGUUUCUGUUUUUGUUUUGUUGUCUUUUGUUUUGAACUGUGAGUAAUUUGUAUACAGUGCAUUUGGGAUAAUAUUCAGACCCCUUCACUUUUUACACAUUUUGUUACGUUACAUUCUUAUUCUAAAAUGGAUUAAAUCGUUUUUUUCCCUCAUCAAUUUACACACAAUACCCCAUAAUGACAAAGAAAAAACUGGUUUUUAAAAAUGUUUGCAAAAUUAUUAUUUUUUAAAUACCGAAAUAUUACAUUUACAUAAGUAUUCAGACUCUUUACUCAGUACUUUGUUGAAGCACCUUUGGCAGCGAUUACAGCCUCUAGUCUUCUUGGUUAUGACACUACAAGUUUGGCACACCUGUAUUUGGGGAGUUUCUCCCAUUCUUCUCAGCAGAUCCUCUCAAGCUCUGUCAGGCUGGAUGGGGAGUGUUGCUGCACAGCUAUUUUCAGGUCUCUCCAGAGAUGUUCUCUCGAGUUUAAUUCCAAGCUCUGGCUGGGCCACUCAAGGACAUUCACAGACUUGUCCCGAAGCUACUCCUACGUUGUCUUGGCUGUGUGCUUAGGGUCGUUGUCCUAUAGGAAGGUGGACCUUCGCCCCAGUCUGAGGUCCUGAUCGCUCUGGAGCAGGUUUUCAUCAAGGAUCGCUCUGUACUUUGCUCUGUUCAUCUUUCCCUCAAUCCUGACUAGUAUCCCAGUCCCUGCCGCUGAAAUACGUCCCACAGCAUGAUGCUGCCAGUACCAUGCUUCAUGCUUCACCACAGAGAUGGUGCCAGGUUUCCUCCAGACGUGACGCUUGGCGUUCAGGCCAAAGAGUUCAAUCUUGGUUUCUUCAGACCAUAGAAUCUUAUUUUUCAUGGUCUGCGUCCUUUAGGUGCCUUUUGGCAAACUCCAAGCGGGCUGUUAUUUGCCUUUUACUGAGGAGUGGCUUCCGUCUGGCCACUCUACCAUAAAGGCCUGAUUGGUGGAGUGCUGCAGAGAAGGUUGUCCUUCUGGAAGGUUCUCCCAUCUCCACAGAGAAACUCUGGAGCUCUGUCGGAGUGACCAUCAGGUUCUUGGUCAUCUCCCUGACCAAGGCCCUUCUCCCCCAAUUUCUCAGUUUGGCCAGGUGGCCAGCUCUAGAAAGAGUAUUGGUGGUUCCAAACUUCUUCUAUUUAAGAAUGAUGGGAGGCCACUGUGUUCUUGGGGACCUUCGAUGCGCAGAAAUGUUUUGGUACGCUUCCCCAGAUCCUGUGCCUCGACACAAUCCUGUAUCGGAGCUCUACGGACAAUUCUUUAUACCUAAUGGCUUGGUUUUUGCUCUGACACGCACUGUGAACUGUGGGACCUUAUAUAGAGAGGUGUGUGUCUUUCCAAAUCAUGUCCAAUCAAUUGAAUUUACCACAGGUGGACUCCAAUCAAGUUGUAGAAACAUCUCAAGGAUGAUCAAUGGAAACAGGAUGCACCUGAACAAAAUUUUGAGUCUCAUAGCAAAGGGUCUUAAAUACUUAUGUAAAUAAGGUAUUGCUGUUUUAUUUAUUUUAUAAAUUUGUACAAAAAAACAACGACCUGUUUCUGCUUUGUCAUUAUGAGGUAUUGUGAUGUCAUUAUGAGGUAUUGUGUGUAGAUUGAUGAGGACAUUUUUUUAUUGAAUCCAUUUUAGAGUAAGGCUGUAAUGUAAUGUGGAAAAGGUCAAGGGAUCUGAAUACUUUCCGAAUGCUCUGUAUAUCUGUUUUUUAUUACUGUUUGUUGGGGAAAAAACUUCUGGACUCUUGGCCAUUUGUCCAGUGAAAAGUGCCAGCCUAACCAAUCCCACUGAUACGUUGCUUUAUAGCACUGUUAGCCUAACCUCUCCCACUGUUAGCCUAACCUCUUACUGACACACUGCUUUAUAGCACUGUUAGCCUAACCAAUCCCACUGAUACGUUGCUUUAUAGCACUGUUAGCCUAACCUCUUACUGACACACUGCUUUAUAGCACUGUUAGCCUAACCAAUCCCACUGUUAGCCUAACCUCUCCCACUGUUAGCCUAACCUCUUACUGACACACUGCUUUAUAGCACUGUUAGCCUAACCAAUCCCACUGAUACGUUGCUUUAUAGCACUGUUAGCCUAACCUCUUACUGACACACUGCUUUAUAGCACUGUUAGCCUAACCAAUCCCACUGUUAGCCUAACCUCUCCCACUGUUAGCCUAACCUCUCCUACUGACACACUGCUUUAUAGCACUGUUAGCCUAACCUCUUACUGACACACUGCUUUAUAGCACUGUUAGCCUAACCUCUCCCACUGUUAGCCUAACCUCUCCCACUGUUAGCCUAACCUCUCCCACUGUUAGCCUAACCUCUCCCACUGUUAGCCUAACCUCUCCCACUGUUAGCCUAACCUCUCCCACUGUUAGCCUAACCUCUUACUGACACACUGCUUUAUAGCACUGUUAGCCUAACCUCUCCCACUGAUACGUUGCUUUAAAGCACUGUUAGCCUAACCUCUUACUGACACACUGCUUUAUAGCACUGUUAGCCUAACCUCGCCCACUGUUAGCCUAACCUCUCCCACUGUUAGCCUAACCUCUUACUGACACACUGCUUUAUGGCACUGUUAGCCUAACCUCGCCCACUGUUAGCCUAACCUCUCCCACUGUUAGCCUAACCUCUCUAUAGCAGCACUGUUUUUGUUGUUACUGGAAUCACAGUACCGCUUAAUUUCACCUUCCAAUGAAAUCAAAAAGGAGUGCAUUUCAAGUAUUAGAAGGUAUUUUAAAGCAUUCCGUGAGACAAUGGGCUGCAUCUGAAAAUGAUAGCUUAUUCCCUACAUAGUACACUACUUUUGGCCAGGGCCUGCCUUUUGGCCAGGGCCCGCGUAGGCAUUUCAGUGGCAGAGUUGUUGAAAGGGAUACAUUUCUCAAGGUGUGAUGAAUACCACAAAGUUAAACCAUAUCUUACAUUUUAUUGUCUACUCAUUCAACAAUGCAAUAUGUUCUGAAAUCACCUAAUACAUCACCUAAUACACUCUGACACACACACAAUCACACUUAUCACACACUAUCACACACAAUCACACAAACACACAAUCAAAAAUGAACUUCACCCAAAAAUGUUUUCUGUAGGAUGUUGUUAUCCUUUUUUAGAAAAGUGCGUUUCAAAAGUGAAUCCAAACCGAAAAAUACAAUAUUGGACUUAGUAGGCAACUUAAUGACAUGCGCAUUACAUUGCCUGCCAUAUCCAAAUACUAAAUGGGUAGCGACCAUCUGGGAGCUACCAGGUGCUGAAUUUAAGACAUUAUCUUCAUCAUACAUUAUCAUUAUACCAAAUCAAUUGUACUGGUUCAUAUCUGAACAGCGUUAUCCCACAGUGAAAUCUUAAAUCUCAAAGCCUAUGCUACUUGUACCGUUCAAUAUGUGGAAAUGGGAGGAAGAUUAGAUGAUUUGCUAGUGCUGGUAGUCUAUCUGGGGAAGAAAAAACAUGUCACUCCUAGGAAGGGAAGCAACAACAAACUUGGCUGCCUUAUUUCCAAAGUCCAAGGCCUUACACCAUCUUUACAGACAGACUGUAUAUCAUAGUAUAGUAGUACAUAGAAUCUGCACAUUCUAGAAGCGAUUCUAGAACCAAACAGAUUCUAGAUCUAGAACCAUCCAGAGCUUCACCAUUCAUAUCAAGGCAGCUGUUUAAACUCUGAUAAUGUUUUCAAUACUAUUUCUUAUGGUUCCUUUUUUAUUUGCAGGGUCACUUAAUGCAUCCAUACUGUAUAAAACAAACCACACUGAGUGUGCCCUUACUUAGUAUCAGUCGUAGAUGGAGAAUAAUGUCGGAACAGGCAGACACACGUUUUAGUGGCCAUGGUGUGUUUCUCACAGGCUUGAGAAAUAUUGUCCACGUCCCAAAUAGCACCGUAUUCCCUUUAUAGUGCACUACUUUUGAUCAGGGCCCUGGUCCAAAAGUAGUGCACUACAUAGGGAAUAGGGUGCCAUUUGGCUAUGGGCCAUGGUCUAAAGUAGUGCACUACAUAGGGAAUAGGGUGCCAUUUGGCUAUGGGCCAUGGUCUAAAGUAGUGCACUACAUAGGGAAUAGGGUGCCAUUUGGCUAUGGGCCAUGGUCUAAAGUAGUGCACUACAUAGGGAAUAGGGUGCCAUUUGGGACGUAUAGUUAUAUAAAUGGUAUGGCGAUGGCUAAAUAUGUCAUUGAAGGCAACAGAGGCUGCGAAGAUAGUUGCAUAGAUUUGGCUUCUGGAGUUUGAUGAUGUCAACUUAAGAUCUAGAUACAAAACGAAUCGUGAUUGUCUUUCCCGGAGAUCCAGCCUUAUUUCCAUACCAAAGAACAGCAGUUGUUUAAAAAUAACCUAAUUUUAUGUUAGAAGUUGUAAUAUCGUAGGAGGUUGUUAUACAUGGGAUUUGUAAUCAUCCAUGCACUCCUAGAGACUUAUGUUAUCAGUGAAAAGAAACAGAUAUAACUCGGUGUACGUCCUUAAUGGCACUCUAUAUAGUGCACUUGAUUUUGACCAGGACACAUAGGACCUUGGUCUAAAGUAGUGCACUAUUUAGAGAAUAGGGUGCCAUUUUAGGGUGCCAUUUGGAACAUACUGUAUGUAAGAAGUAAGAAGAUUUGUUUCAUUUUGGGGGGGAGAAAAGAAAAGAGGAGAAGCAUCGAAAAUCCAUGUACAGCAUGUUGCUAAGGAAACACUGGGCCAGACAGCAUGUAAACGUAUAUGAAAGGGUGGAGGUCCUUGUUGUUGCUAAGGAAACACUGGGCCAGACAGCAUGUAAACGUAUAUGAAAUGGUGGAGGUCCUUGUUGUUGCUAAGGAAACACUGGGCCAGACAGCAUGUAAACGUAUAUGAAAUGGUGGAGGUCCUUGUUGUUGCUAAGGAAACACUGGGCCAGACAGCAUGUAAACGUAUAUGAAAUGGUGGAGGUCCUUGUUGUUGCUAAGGAAACACUGGGCUAGACAGCAUGUAAACGUAUAUGAAAUGGUGGAGGUCCUUGUUGUUGCUUAGGCAACACUGGGCCAGACAGCAUGUAAACGUAUAUGAAAUGGUAGAGGUCCUUGUUGUUGCUUAGGCAACACUGGGCCAGACAGUAUGUAAAUGUAUAUGAAAUGGUAGAGGUCCUUGUUGUUGCUUAGGCAACACUGGGCCAGACAGCAUGUUGUUGAAACCAUCACUGCUAGCCAGCCAGCUAUGUGAUUAUAAUAGGAUGAUUUGCUUGAAUUUUGGCUAUUGUUAUUGUGGUAAAAGUCAUAGUCAAAAUUAAAGCUCCAUUAAUUUGUAAAUAGGAUAGGAUACAUAGAAAUGUAAUGUAUCAAGAAAGAAAAAAAGACUACUAUAUUAUGGCCAUCAUUCUAGCUAAGUAAAGUCUAUGUGCCAUUAAAGGAGAAGAAAAAAAGCUAAAUGUAUAUUAGUCAAGAUAAUAGAGACUUGUGUGUGUUGUGUGUGUUGCAUUUCCGGCUCCUCGAUGUAUUUGUAAAAGUAAUGCUGUCUGUUUGGUCUCUGGUUUGCUGAUGUGUUUAGACUUUCCUUUUAAAGGUAAUUGUUAUAAUAAUAAUAAUAAUAGGUCUCUGAUGUGUGCUCUGAGCGAGAACAAUAGCAUGGUUUAUUGAUAAGAAAAAGAAAAAAAAUCAAGAGUUAUAUGAUAUAUAUAUUAGCUGGUUGCAUACAUUUCUGUAACAUCAUCGAUUCUAUAGACAUUGUGUUCAUGUUUUCAACAAACAAACUUUGUAGGUUCACUUUUUAUUGCACUAAAUUUGUAUGAUAUGAAACAUGGCUUUGUCACAAACCUUAUAAUGGACAAAUGUCACGAGGGAAUGACGAAAUGAAGGCCCGCAACAACAACAAAAAACACAACAACAAAAAAAUAUUUUUUAUGAUCGAAAAAGAAUUGUCAUGUAGAAAAUGACUACUAUAAUUGUCAUGUAGCAAAAAAAUGUGCAUUAAUAAUGAUCUCAGUGAGAUUUACUCAUUCUCAUCCACGAGAAUAUAAUCUAAGCGUUAAGGAAAAAUUAAAUGUUUAAAAUGAUUUAAAGAAAAAACGUUUAAAAACCUACAUGUUUCAUUAUGUUAAAAAAUGACUUUAAAACGUAGGCGUGCAUGUGUUCAUCAUUUCUUUCCUACUACUUUGUAUUGUUAUGUGCCUCCAAAAUGGCACCCUAUUCCCUAUAUAGUGCACUACUUUUUACCUGGUCAGAACUGUAGUAGUGCACUAUAUUAGGGAAUAGGGUGUCUUUUCGGACACAUACUUAUUAAGGUAACCACUGUCUGCUGUGGUAAGGGCUGGCUCUGUGUACCUGACUGGCAAUGCUACUGUAGUACCUGACUGACAGUGCUACUGUAGUUAACUUAAUUACAGUGGGUUGGGCGGGUUCUGUGUACCUGACCGGUAGUGUUACUGUAGUUAACUUAAUUACAGUAAGUUACAUUAUUUUACAUUGUGGGCUGUUUACUUAAUAUAAGUUAAUAUUGUUCUGUGUGUAUGGAGCUAUGUUUCGUUAAUGAUUGACGUAUGUUUUUAUUUUUACAUACUUUUUUUUAAAUGUAGCAUUUGUAAAGAAAUACGUUGUUUAAAAAAAAAAAACAAGAUUUUUGGCAUUACUACUAUAAGGCACUGAUAUUUGAAUUCAAUCUUUGAAUGAAGGAAAAUUCUCCUCCAUCUUUAGAUGUACAGGAGUUCCAACUAUAGAAUUAGAAUGAGUUCUAAUGAUUCUAUGGUUCCAUCAAGCAGUGACUCUGUACGUUGUGAGUUCUGACUGACCCUGAGCCAGUACCAACUCAGUUUGACUAUCCUGUUCAUUCCUACCAGUAGAAGAAGCUCCCUCCCUCUGUUGUUGUCUGGUGUACUGUGUCAUAUGUACAGUAGCUUGUUAAUAUGGCAAAAUAAAACAUUCAUGUUUCUUUUUUUUCAAUGGAAAGUACUCACUGGUGAGAUUUUUAAAGUGGUUUUAAAAGCCAAUAAACUUUUUUUUAAAGAA
Molecule: messenger RNA, 12672 nt
Organism: Salvelinus fontinalis (brook trout)
Lineage: Eukaryota; Metazoa; Chordata; Actinopteri; Salmoniformes; Salmonidae
Product: DNA-binding protein RFX7-like
Exons: 11
Coding region: 356-5578 (1740 amino acids)
Biological process (GO): regulation of transcription by RNA polymerase II
Molecular function (GO): DNA-binding transcription factor activity, RNA polymerase II-specific; RNA polymerase II cis-regulatory region sequence-specific DNA binding
Source: RefSeq, a predicted model, not a curated record